Fusarium tjaetaba is the source of this 396-nucleotide messenger RNA. RefSeq lists its product as uncharacterized. Bases 1 to 396 code for a protein of 131 amino acids. The transcript has 2 exons. The record is from RefSeq and is a predicted model, not a curated record. NCBI's taxonomy places the organism in Eukaryota, Fungi, Ascomycota, Sordariomycetes, Hypocreales, Nectriaceae.
AUGAAGACCACCGCCAUGCUCAUGAUCGUCGCCUUCAUCAGCAGCGCUCUAUCUCUCGAAGUCAAGGACGCUUCAACUCCGGGUGGUGGAACUCCAGGCUCGCCGGCCUGCGGCCGCCAAUGCCUGAUCACAAUUUCCCCAGUUGGCGGGGCCUCCACCCAGAGGUCCGAUGGCUUCCCUGGCUCUUGUAAGGAGUACGCCACUGGCCAGCUCAAGGGUAUAAACCGUUCUGUUGAUGGAGGGCGUCUCAACAUAAAUGGUGUUGGAGGAAACCUCGUCAUCGACUUUGUUGUCGCGAUCGCCGUGCUUCCUUCACCAAUUUCCCUCAGCGUAUUUGUCUGCUUACAAGGACCCAGCAGUGAAAAGACAAAGCCAGUUAUGUAUCUCGGCUUCUAA